This is a messenger RNA of Loa loa (African eye worm), 1787 nucleotides long. RefSeq lists its product as hypothetical. Gene Ontology annotation, molecular function: potassium ion leak channel activity; protein binding. The transcript has 11 exons. Gene Ontology annotation, cellular component: membrane. Gene Ontology annotation, biological process: stabilization of membrane potential; potassium ion transmembrane transport. The coding region runs from base 1 to 1719 and encodes 572 amino acids. Lineage: Eukaryota; Metazoa; Nematoda; Chromadorea; Rhabditida; Onchocercidae. The record is from RefSeq and is a predicted model, not a curated record.
AUGAAAGCGGCCCAGCUAAGCAGGAUCGAUGUAAGCGUGGAGAAGUAUAUAGAUCGAAUUUGGGAUUUAACACAUUCCAAAAAAAUAUCAAAAAACGGGCAGAUCAGAGUUGAAGGAAAUACUGAGACGAGACAUGGCGCAUUGCAGUACGUGGAUACGGUAUUUACUGCCCAUCUUAAAUAUCGACAUGGCUACGAUACGAAUGCUCCAUGUUGGGAUUUCAUUACUUCUUUUUUCUUUACGGCAACGAUGCUCACUUCAAUUGGGUAUGGCUAUGUUGCACCAUCAACAUUUUGUGGGCGCUUAUUUGGUGUCAUCUACUGUCUCAUCGGAAUCCCAUUAACACUAGUUACAGUGGCCAACAUUGCUAAGUUCAUAUCAGAAUGCGCUUUUUUAAUCCAUUACAAUUGCUGGAAAAAGUUAAUGUCAUGGAGGGAUCACCGGAAAGGAUAUAAGACUCACGAGCUUCGACCUAUGUUUGACGAGAACGAAGAUGAACAAGAACUGUUGGAUAAAAUAAAACUUGUUCGUUUUCCACCGGUGAUCUUAUUUUUACUUGUAUUUUUAUAUGGACUUUUCGGCUCAUAUAUUAUUCAAAAGAAAGAGCACUGGACUUACACUGAAUCAGUGUAUUUCACAUUUAUCAGUAUUUUGACAGUUGGUUUCGGUGAUUAUCGUCCGGAACAGCAAAAUAUGCUGGUAGUUUUAUGUGUCAUCAUGGGUGGCAUAAUUCUGACAACAAUGUGCAUGGAUGUGGUCGGUCGAAUGUAUCUAAAGGAGAUUCAUUACAUUGGUCGUAAAAUCCAAACGAAUAAUCCCUUCUUUCUGAUUCGUGAAGCAAAAGCAAGGCGACGAAGACAAGCAACUGCAAGUAUACUUUUGGAAUUAGCGAAAGGUAUGAUAUUCGAACAUAGUAAUAAUCAUAUGGGUGCGAUGGCCAGAAGACGAAUGAGUAGAAAGCUCCAAAAACGCGGGCCACACAUGUUAACAGAUGAUGAAUUUAUGUUUGCACGUCUGCCACCAGAUCCACCACGGGAAUGUCAAGUUGUUUCCACAUCUGCUUAUUCGGUCCGGCUUGCAUGGGCACCAGCAUUUUCUGCUGACGAUCAAGUUACUUACAACAUACGUUACCGGAUCAAGCAUCAGGAAGACAGUAAGACGCGUGAACUACGUGGCAUUCAAGGACAUUCGGCAGAAAUUAUGAGCGUUGAUUCGUGUUCCUUGUAUGAAUUCCGUAUCACAGCUGUUUCACGUUAUGGUGAAAGCAAACCAGUCUAUCUAGUGCAGUAUACAGAGCCACAGCUUAGUCCACAACAUAUUUUGGCCCAACGACUGAAUGCGAACACCAUCGAGCUGUCAUGGGAACCGCCUUAUAAGCGCACUAGAGACGUUAUGAACUAUAUUGUUUACUAUACGGAAAAUCCCAAUGCUCAUUUCUCGGUCUGGGAGCGGAUCACAGUGCGUGGACAACGAAUAGUUUUUCCUGACUUACGUUAUGAUUGGUUCUAUAUGUUCUGCGCCACGGCCUGUUUCAAGGAUGGGCAACGAUCGCCACUAUCUAGAGCACUAUUUGUCAAGACUGAUAAGCUGGAAUUCCGACCUAAAUGUGUUGGCCAGUCGCACACCAUUGAGAUAAUGAAUACGAUACAGUAUUCAGAAGAUGAAAUUAAUGAAAGAGUGCCCUUACUACCUCGAGACUAUGUAUCCUUCCAGAAUUAAUCGUUGUCAAUUGCUAAAUAUAAUAUACAAUCGAAGCACAUUCUGCACAUAAACAUCUUCACAAUUGC